AUGGUUACCGAAAACGGUCAGGAUGUUGUGUCCGAUGGAGAGGACCUCGACCCAUCUAAACUUCUCGGAGAUGGCGUCAAAAUCAGUUCGUGGAAGGCAUACUGGAGAGUUUUUACAUAUGCCGGGCCGGUAGAACGCGCUCUCAUGGCCGUUGCCGCAUUCGCUGCAGUCGCUUCUGGAGUCGGCAUUGCUUCUCAAAACAUCAUCUUCGGCCAGUUCAUUACUGUUUUUACAGACCUCGAAAACGAUCCUGCUGGUACCCGAGGCUUUCGUAGAUAUGGCUCGAAUUUGGCCCUCUAUCUCAUCUACCUUGCCAUCGGCAGGUUCGUGAUGGCUUACGUGUACAAUACGUUGCUUCACUACACCGCUUACCGCAUUGUUCGGAACAUUCGCCAUGAAUACAUCAAAUCGGCAUUGCGACAAGAAGUGGCCUACUUCGAUUUCGGGACUGGUGGCUCCAUUGCGACACAGGCCUACUCGAGCGGCCGCCUUGUCCACAACGGUAUCUCCGAGAAGCUUGGGCUCACGAUACAGGGUAUCUCUGCUUUUGUCAGCUCCUUCAUUAUUGCUUUCCUCACAAAUUGGAAGCUCGCUCUGACCGUCUGCUGCGUCGCUCCUCUCACCGUCGCUGUCAUGGCCGUCACAUCCUUCAUUGAGGCUGGUUAUGAGACGAGGAUCAUCGACUGCCAUUCUAUGGCCAACUCCUUUGCUGAAGGUGUUGUUUCCAGCAUCCGCACUGUUCAUGCGUUUGAGAUGAGGAGUAGGCUUGUCAAGAAGUUUGAUACCUUCCUGACCGAGGCUCACCGAUGGGGCGACAAGAGCUCUUUGCCUUUAGGCAUUCUAUUCUCGGCAGAGUACACCAUUAUCUAUUGCGGUGACGCACUCGGGUUUUGGCAAGGCAUCCGCAUGAUUUCGAGCGGAGAAAUCCAAAAUACUGGAGACGUUUUCACCGUCCUUUUAUCUGUAACCGUUGCAGCUAUUAGCAUUACACAGCUAGCUCCGUACUGCAUAGAGUUCACCCGCGCUGCUUCUGGCGCUGUUCAAUUGUUUCUUCUGAUUGAUAGAAAGAGCGCCAUUGACCCGUUUGACCCGUCUGGAGACCAGCCGAAGCUGGAAAAGGGAGACGUGGAACUCGAGCACAUCACCUUUGCUUAUCCCACAAGACCCAACACCACUAUUCUGGAUGACUUUUCACUGAAAGUUCCCGCAGGCAAAACCACUGCCUUGGUGGGUCAAAGUGGUUCCGGCAAGAGCACAAUUGUCGGCCUACUUGAGAGGUGGUACAACCCGGCAUCGGGUACCAUCAAGAUAGAUGGUCGGCCAAUUGAGACUUUGAAUAUCGGUUGGCUAAGAAGGAACGUCCGUCUAGUGCAGCAAGAGCCGACACUGUUUCGAGGGACUGUGUUUGACAACAUUUCCCACGGUCUUAUUGGCACACCGUGGGAACACCAAUCCAGGGAAAAGAAGAUGGAGCAAGUCCAGGAGGCCGCCAGAAUAGCCUUUGCUGACGACUUCAUAUCCCAACUACCCAACGGAUAUGAUACGGAGAUAGGCCAGAGGGGCGGUCUCCUUUCCGGAGGCCAGAAGCAGCGAAUUGCGAUUGCCCGCAGCAUUGUCUCGCAGCCAAAGGUCUUGCUUCUCGAUGAAGCAACCAGUGCGCUUGAUCCCCACGCCGAGGAGAUCGUCCAGAAAGCGCUAGACAAAGCAUCCAUCAAUCGGACCACGAUUGUCAUCGCCCACAAGCUGGCGACAAUCCGGAAGGCGGACAACAUCGUUGUCAUGUCCAAAGGCCGCAUCAUCGAACAGGGGACACAUGAGAGCCUCAUUACACAGGAUGGCGCGUACGCCCGGCUCGUGAAAGUCCAACAGCUCAUGAGUUCGCACAAGGCUUCGGCAGAAGACAGCGGCGAGGAUAGGAUGUAUAUUAAUGACAAGUUGGAUGAGUACAACGAGAAAUCAUUAACCCGGUCCACUACCGCCGAUCUCGACCACGUGGAUGGCAAGAUCAGCAGUGAGGACUACGAGACGCACAACCAUGGUGGGCUCAUCAUGGUUGUAUAUCGAUUGAUGAAGGAGUCUACGGACCUCUCGAUGUCGUAUGCUGCUACCGUCAUCGGCUGCAUUCUGUGUUCCGGCCUGUUUCCUGCUCAGGCUAUCCUUGUGGCAUACAUGGUCGAGGUCUUUACACUAUCUCCUUCCCAGAUGACCGUCCCCGGCAACUUCUUUGCGUCCAUGUACGUUGUCUUGGCAGGCGCAUGCCUCAUAUCCUGGUUCCUUGUCGGCUAUGGAUCCAACGCGAUGUCUCAGACUCUGGCACACCGCCUGCGCAAGAGAAUUUUCGAAGACAUGCUCCGGCAGGAUCUGAAGUUCUUCGACCGACCCGAGAACAGCAUUGGGGCCCUGACCAGUCGGCUCGACUCUCAUCCACAGGCUGUUUUCGAGCUCAUGGGCUACAACAUUGGAGUCAUCAUAAUCGCUGCGCUCAGUGUCAUUGCCUGCAGCGUUCUCGCCAUCUUCUUCGCCUGGAAGCUGGGCCUGGUAAUCGUGCUGGUCGGGCUGCCUCCUCUUGUGGGUUCCGGUUGGCUGAGGAUGCGAUUGGACGGGAAGCUGGAGCGCGACAUCUCGAAGCGGCUUUCAGCUAGCUCGGCGAUCGCAUCAGAGUCGGUCACCGCCAUUCGAACCGUAUCCUCCCUCGCGAUCGAGGGCUCGGUCUUGGACCAUUAUACAGCCGAACUUGACCAUGCCAUCUCUACUUCAAUCAAGCCACUCGUGUGGAUGAUGCUGUGGUUUUCCCUAACGCAAUCGAUUGAGUACCUAUUCCUGGCUCUUGGUUUCUGGUACGGCAUACAGCUUUUUACGUCACAUGAAAUCACAGUAUUCUCCUUCUUUGUGGCGUUGAUGGCCGUCUUCUUCUCCGCGCAAGGGACAGACCAGAUCUUCCAAUUCUCAACCAGCAUGACGAAAGGGGUAAACGGCGCCAACUACAUCUUUUGGUUGGGCAAGCUUCAACCGACAGUGCGGGAGACGCCUGAGAAUCAAAAUCACGAACCCAAGUCGGGCGGCCCAAUCGAUCUGAGAGAUGUCCAGUUCUCAUAUCCCCUUAGACCGAAAUUCCCCGUGCUCAAGGGCGUGAGUCUGGAUGUACAAAAAGGGCAGUUUGUUGCUUUGGUAGGCGCCUCAGGUUGCGGCAAAUCCACCAUAAUAUCGAUGCUCGAACGGUUCUACGAUCCGACCGCCGGCACUGUCAGCAUCGCAGGCGAGUCUCUACAGGAUAUCAACCCUCGUAUGUACCGGCGCAAGGUUGGCCUGGUGCAGCAAGAGCCGACCUUGUUCGAAGGCUCUAUCCGCGAGAACAUUUCACUCGGCGUUGACGCAGGUGAGCCUGGCCAAGACGACAAGAUCUCGUCGACGCCCGAUCAUGAGAUUGAGGCGGCGCUGCGGCAGGCAAACGCGUGGGAUUUCGUAUCGUCUCUGCCCGAUGGGCUUGGCACACAGGUCGGCUCCAACGGCACCCAGCUUUCGGGAGGGCAGCGGCAGCGGAUCGCCAUCGCGCGGGCCCUCGUCCGCAACCCGAGCAUCCUGUUGCUCGACGAAGCCACCAGCGCGCUCGACACGGAGAGCGAGAAGAUCGUCCAGAGCGCGCUGGCCGAGGCCGCCAAGAGGGGCGACCGGAUCACGAUCGCCGUGGCGCAUCGCUUGUCGACGGUCAAAGACGCAGAUCUUAUUUGUGUCUUCUAUGGCGGACGAAUCGUUGAGAUGGGGACGCAUAUUGAUUUGCUGGCCAAGGGGGGCAUGUACUCAGAUAUGUGCGCGGCGCAGAGUCUCAACUAG
Molecule: messenger RNA, 3831 nt
Organism: Colletotrichum graminicola M1.001
Lineage: Eukaryota; Fungi; Ascomycota; Sordariomycetes; Glomerellales; Glomerellaceae
Product: ABC transporter
Exons: 10
Coding region: 1-3831 (1276 amino acids)
Biological process (GO): transmembrane transport
Cellular component (GO): membrane
Molecular function (GO): ATP hydrolysis activity; ATP binding; ABC-type transporter activity
Source: RefSeq, a predicted model, not a curated record